AUGAAUGCUCCUCAUAGCAAAUUUGAGCCUAGAAUUGUGGGUGGCGAGGCGGUUAAUAUUGAGGCAUACCCAUUUGCCGUGCAGUUCCUGAAUAUGGGUAGACUUUGUGGAGGAGUGAUAAUCAACAGUUGGUCAAUCGUCACGGCAGGACAUUGUUUAGCAUUCAGUACUGAUAUGAAACAAAUGAUAAUACAAGCAGGUGCGAAAUAUACAUACGAUUUUAAUGCAGAUCGGUACAGGGUGAGAGCAUUUGUCAUACACGAAGACUACAAUAAAGAACAGGCAUUCUCAUGUGAUAUAGCAUUGGUUUUCGUGGAUACCCCGAUCAAGCUUGGACCGAGAGCAAAAAAAGGGAUAUUGGUGAACCACAAGGAAUGGAUGAAUGACAAAGAGGAGAAUUUUAUUGUCACUGGAUGGGGUUAUACAAAGCAUAAAGGUGAAGUAUCAAAAGUGGGUCUAAAGAUGGCGCGUUUACAUUAUAUUAACCCAAGUGAAUGUUCUAAAUUGUUGGACGGCCACAACAUCACAGCUGACACGUUCUGUUUAUACGGAUACGGAGAACGUGACACAUGCCAAGGAGAUUCGGGUGGUGGUGUUCUUUGGAAUAAUAUGUUGGUGGGUCUGACAUCCUAUGGCGAAGGCUGCGCUGUUAAAGGUAAACCAAGUAUUUACGCAAACAUAUGGCAUUUAAGGAGUUGGAUAAUAAAACGUGUUAAUGAUUUCGUUGAACAAUUCUGCGAUAGUAGGUACCGAUUUAAGGAAACAGUUUGA
Molecule: messenger RNA, 771 nt
Organism: Arctia plantaginis
Lineage: Eukaryota; Metazoa; Arthropoda; Insecta; Lepidoptera; Erebidae
Source: the annotation of a GenBank genome assembly